AUGACUGAUGCACCCACCAGAACAAUGACAUUGGGAAAUAACAUUACCAAUUCCUCAUCGUCAGACUUGGGAGAAACAUCAGAUAAAUUCAACAUUCCGGACUCGUUUCCUAUUCGGAAUGCUAAUGAAUUGAGUGGAUGGUUUGAGAGCAUGUUUUCACCAACAGUUUUGGUGAGAACAACACCUUCUGUGGAGGCUUCAUGUGCAAAGAAUGGUUUAAAGUUUAUUGAUCUUUUGCGUCCAUAUCAAUUUUUCAAACAGCUAAAUUAUUCAGCAAUCUCACUCCAAAACUUUUCAGUUAAUUUUGUUACUCUUGGGGAUCUUCAUAAAGAAUAUGGUGAAAACGGAAACAGAAUUGCUAAUAGGACUGAAGUACAUCUCAGAGAAAAACAUCAUUCUGAUUUUAUUGGACAUAUAAUUAAACAUUCCUAUGAUCAAUACUUGAGAAAAACAAACCAGUCAGCUCUUAAUCAAGAUUUAGUGGAUCAUACGCCAUGGUUUGAUAUUUUCAGGGAUGAAUUCAUCAAAAAUUUAAAUAUUUCGGAACAUGAAACAUUUUUACAUCCAGUUGCAGUGGUAUCAGUGAUUUCAAGUGAAGAAGUUGGAGAUCCAAUUCAAAUUUUGAAAGGAUUGUUUGAUCCUGAUAAUCCACCUAAAAUGUUUAAAGAUUUCACAAUGGAUCCUGAUAUUUUGAAUUUAGUAAUCAUGAUUCACGAUCAAUCAUCACCAACAACAAAUUCCGAAAAAGCCAAUUCUAUUUUCAACAAGAUUAAAGAGAAGUAUACAGCCUCUUCAUGUAGAAUGCUCAUUGUCAAUUCAAGAGAUCAUUUAGUUGAAAAUCUAGUUGGUGAUAUUUGGUCUCCUGUUUUACCAAGACGUCACUUAUACCAAAAGUAUGUUUUGGACAAUAUGCAACCAAAUGGAUUUUAUUUAUCCAAACAAGAUGUACAAUAUAUUGCAAAUAAUGUAGAUUUUAUAGUGAAUCAAGUAGUAGCAUCAAUGGAUGCAAAAAUUAAAACAGUUUCUAACACUGUUUUAGCUAACAAGAAGGGUAUUAAAAAUACCAUUAAAUCUUGGUUUACGAAAAAGACAAAGGCAGAGGAAGAAGGUAUUACACCAGAAAUGCAGUUAAGAAGAUUAGCUGACUUGUUGUUCCUUUUACGUGAAUACGAUGAAGCUUAUUCAGUUUACAAGCUAAUCAGUGGUGAUUUCAAGAAGGAACCUAAGAAUUAUGCUGGUUGUCUUGAGAUGAUGGCCAUUUGUACUCUUUUGAGUCCAACAGCUCAAACCAGUAAUAAGAAGGAAAUUGAAAGUAAUAUGGAUAAUGCCCUAACAGCAUACAAGACUGCCAAUCAACCAAAUUAUACACUCAGACUCUUGUUAAUUCAGGCUUGUUACUAUAGGUCUAAAACAUUAUUUAAGAAGGCUGGAGAAUUAUUCACUAGAGCUUCAAAUGUGGAUGAAAAUAACUUUUUACAAGCUGCUCUCUUUUUCGAACAAACAGCACUUUGUUACAGAGGAUCUAUGGAUAGAUUAACUAGAAAGUCUGCCUUAUUUUUAAUUUUGGCUGGAUACAGAUAUAGUCAUACCGACCAAAUGAAACACUCAUUCAGAUGCUAUAGAACAUCCUUUAGAAUUUAUAACAAUAGGGAAUGGCUUCAAAUUUAUGAACAUUUGAGUUAUACUAUGGGUAAACUCACAAAUGAUAUGAAGGAUUUAAAGUCCAGCGUUGAGUUCUAUCAUGAAUUUUUGACUGUUUGUAAGCAAGGUCCAGAUCAACAGUUCAAGUUUAUGGAAGUAUUUUCUCAAACCGUUUCUUCCUACAUUAACGAGCAAAAGCAAAAAGGUGUGAUGGAUGUAAAGUUUGACUUUUUGGAAAUGCCAAAGGUAGAUCAAUCCAAUGUUAGAGUUUUAUUAAACUCUUAUUAUGGAGAACCAGUUUAUACUGAUGUGAUACCUGAUGAAGAAUGGGCUAAACUUGAAGAAACUUUAGUAAGAAAGGUCAGAGGUCCAAUUGUAUUUUUCAAGUGGGAGAAGGGAAUCAAUGACAUGAAAAAGAUUGAAUCCACUAUUGUUGGUGAACCAAUUCAUGUCGAUGUUAAGAUUUCCAACAGUUUGAUUGUCCCUAUCCAAGUGAGAGAUAUUUCUCUUGACGCCAUUCUCAAGUCUCCAAAUUUGCCUGAAAACGAAAAGGGAUUUAUUUCAGAAGCUGUUAAUGUAUCUAUUCAAGGAAAUGAUACUAUUAUUGUAAGAUUAAAGAUUACACCAACAGAAGUUGGUGACCUUUCCAUCAGAGGAGUGAGAUGGAAGAUUUUGAAUAACAUUCAAGGCUUCAAGCAUUUUAGUGUUAAGGGUAGAAGAUUGAAUGAAAACAAACAACACAGAACAUCAGUUCAGUACGAACAAGAUAAUAGAUUGAUUCUUAAGGUUAUUAAUCCUACUCCACUUUUGGAUGUUCAAUUUACUGAAUCAAUUGAUCACUUGUGGAAUGGAGAGCUUAAGAAGACUACCAUGAUUGUUACUAAUAUUGGAAAAGCAGAUUUGAAAAAUUUGAAACUCAAAAUUAACCACCCAUCUAUUUAUUUCCUAUCAGAUGAUCCAAAUAUGAACAAUUUCCAAUUUAUGGAUACAAACACACCCCAAAGAGACAGUACCUUCAUUUCUAAUACCUAUGGUAUUGAACGUGAUUUUACAUACUAUGAUAUUUCUGAGAGUCUUAGUACUGGCAGCAAGAUUGAAAUUCCAGUUUUUGUGAGAGGAUCUUAUUCUGGUGUACAUGAUGCCAAGUUCUUGUUCUAUUAUGAACCAGUUGAACCAGUGGAGGAUCUCAAGUAUAGAUUACAUCGUUUCCACACCACGCUCAAGGUUAUGGACUCACUAAGAGUAACAACUUUCUGUGACUCUAGCUACUGCGAGCUUGGCAGUUUUAUUUGUGGUGUAAAGCUUCACAAUCUUAGACCAGAUCAAUUCAUUCAACUUGAUCAAUUAGUCAGCGUUUCUCCACUUUGGGAGAUUACACCUGUUAUUCCAGUUGCUAGUCAAUCAAUAAUAAUCUUGCCAAAAGAAUCCUACACAUUGUACCUUAAGAUUUUCAAGAAUACUGAACAAGAGAAAAAGAUGGCUGGAAUAAUUUCAACCAAGGAAAAGUUACCUGAUGUUGAACUUAUCCACAGAUCAUUCUCUACUGGAAAUAGUGACAGAUUAAUUGAUACUACCAAGAGACCAUAUCUUGAAUUUUUGUUUAGUGAAUCCAAGAAGCACGAGUUGACAUUCUUUGGUAAAACAGUCACUACAGGUUCUGGUGACACACUUGUAGAUAUUGAAGAACAAUUGAAUAGUUUAAGUUUACAAGCCAUUUGGAGGGGAGGUCCUUGUGAGUUAGGUAUCACUUAUCACAGCAAGGUUUCUUUCUUACCUCAUGCUAAAAAACCAAAGAGAAUUCACAUGGCUGCUAAAUUCCCUUCCAAAGAAAAUCUUAUUUGUCCAAUAGAAGUUAAUUUAGAAUACGAAAGAGAAAUCAUUCACCAGUUUACAUCAUCUCAACCUUCAUGCUCUGUAGCAUUUGAUGUUAAAAUUAGCAACGUUUCUCCUGACUUGCAUACUGAUAUCACUCUCGAACUUUUACCACCUUUCGCCACCUCAGGAACUUCAAAACUGAGAGCUCAAUCAGUUCUUCCAACAACUGUUGCUACAACCUCCACAGGACCUCAAAACUUUUACUUAUGGUCUGGCCCAACUAGAUUUUUCAUGAAAGAUUUGAAACCAAACUCUGGUGAGGUUAAGGUAACGGUGCAAGCUACUUUCUUCUCCCCUGGCGUGUACAAUUUGAAUCAAUUCAGAAUUUCAUGGAAGUUUAUGGAUCAAAGUAAUAUUGCUAGAGUUAUUCCUCACAGUUUUGUAGAAGAACAAUACCUCAUCACUGUAGUCCAACCAGAAACAACUUCUGUACCAUCAUCAAAUACCAAUGUGGAUGAUUUGUUUUUAUAAAUCUUUUAUUUAUUGUAGA
This is a messenger RNA of Naegleria gruberi, 4006 nucleotides long. RefSeq lists its product as uncharacterized. Bases 1 to 3987 code for a protein of 1328 amino acids. Gene Ontology annotation, cellular component: phagophore assembly site; cytoplasmic vesicle; TRAPPIII protein complex. The record is from RefSeq and is a predicted model, not a curated record. Gene Ontology annotation, molecular function: protein binding. Gene Ontology annotation, biological process: endoplasmic reticulum to Golgi vesicle-mediated transport; protein localization to phagophore assembly site. NCBI's taxonomy places the organism in Eukaryota, Heterolobosea, Eutetramitea, Acrasida, Naegleriidae. The transcript has 2 exons.